UUGGGGUUAUACCGUCAUUUCCUUUAGUGAGAGGAGCGCAACGGAUCUUUUUUUAUUUGCUCGGCUGAUAUCUCAGCAUGAAGGAGAUAAAGAGCGAGCGGGAGCGAGGGAGCCGACGGAGGCACCGCGACGGGGACGUGGUGGCGGCGGCGGCGGCGGUGGUGAAGGUGAAGCAGGAGCGGCUCAGCCCGGAAGCCGCGCCUCCCGCCCACCGCCGCCCAGAUUCCUCUGGCGGUAGCGCGUCCCCGCCGGCAGGCGAGCCGGGCCGCCCCGGUCACCGAGGGAACCGAGCCCGAGGAGGUAGCCGGUCCCCAGCCAAAAAGAAAAACAAGUCCUCAGGGAGAAGAAGCAAGUCUCCACGAAGUAAGAGAAGCCGAAGCCCUCACCACUCAGCAGUCAAGGUGAAGCAGGAGCACGAGGAUCAUCCCCGGAGGGGACGGGAAGAGCGGCAGCACAGGGAACCGUCAGGCCAGGAGCACAGGCGAGCUAGGAACAGUGACCGUGACAGACACAGGGGCCAUUCUCACCAGAGGAGAAGCUCUAAUGAGAGGCCUGGGAGUGGGCCGGCUCAGGGACACGACCGAGACCUUCAGCACCUCCAGGCCCAGGACGCAGAGCGGGAGCUCUACAAUGCCCGGAGACGGGAGAACCGCCAGAAGCAUGAAGUUAGUGCCGGUGGUCCUGAGUCUCAGGAGCUGGCUCCCCGACCUGGCGGCAACAGUAAGGACAGAGAGGUGCCUGCGAAAGAAAAGCCCAGCUUUGAACUUUCUGGGGCACUUCUGGAGGAUACCAACACUUUCCGGGGUGUCGUCAUUAAAUAUAGCGAGCCCCCAGAAGCACGGAUCCCCAAGAAACGGUGGCGCCUCUACCCCUUUAAAAAUGAUGAGGUGCUUCCCGUCAUGUAUAUCCACCGGCAGAGCGCCUACCUCCUGGGCCGGCACCGCCGCAUCGCUGACAUCCCGAUCGACCAUCCCUCCUGCUCGAAGCAGCACGCGGUCUUUCAGUAUCGGCUUGUGGAAUAUACCCGAGCUGAUGGUACAGUCGGCCGAAGGGUGAGGCCCUACAUCAUUGACCUUGGCUCAGGCAAUGGAACGUUCUUGAAUAACAAGCGCAUUGAGCCACAGAGAUACUAUGAACUGAAGGAGAAGGACGUGCUUAAAUUUGGGUUCAGCAGCAGAGAGUAUGUCCUGCUUCACGAGUCGUCCGACACGUCUGAAGUAGACAGGAAGGAAGAUGAGGACGAGGAGGAGGAGGAGGAAGUAUCUGACAGCUAGCAAACUGAGGACUCAAAGUCUGGAGAGACUCUUCUUGCUUCGAAGGUUUUGGGAUUGACUCAGAGAGUGCCAGGGAGCUCUCUGUAAUGCCUCUUAUUGCCUUAAGUCUUUCCUGUGUCGCUGACCAGCUUAUGUUCUAGGAUCAGAGAACUGGCUUCUCUUCGGUUGAACUUCCUCCCGUGGCACAUCGGCCACUUGCCCGUGAGCAUUUGUUUUCAGAACAGUCUCACCAACACGUUGUGUUUCAGUAGAAGCAUUGUGGCUUUAGUUGGUGCUUCCAGAACUGCUGCCUAGGAAACUGUAAACCCUUGGUUAAAGGGGAAUUGUGGCUUGUUCUCUUUGUACAGUUACUUUAUUUAUAUAGUUAAGCUUUGUGGACUGGGUUUGUGUUUUGGUUUUAUGGGGCAAACCCCUGAACAGAGAAUCUUACUAAGCUUUGGUCAUCACCAAAACAACCUCCAGUAUAUACCAAAGCUUUGACCUGGUUGAGCUCUUGAGUCACAGAAGUUGAUUUUGCACUUCAUUUUGGGGGUGGGGGGGGUGAGGAUGUACCCCAUGACCUCAUUAUGGACUAUUGGACUUAAACGGAUGCUUUAUGGAGCCUGCUUAAGCACACGACUGUAUGGACAGGGCUUGGUUCCUGCCAGUGGGUGCUGAUUUCAUGUCCCACGAGGCUGAAAUGGAUCAUAGAUCUGUUCCUUGUUGCAGAAUUCUGAUUUCUCCGUAGAGCGUGUACAGAACAAUUUUGAUCACCUGUUCAACUUUGCAUUUUUAUUCAAAUGUUAUCUCCUUCCUCCUUUGCAAGACAGUGUCAUUUAUGUAGCGGGGUCCUUGCUUUGUUCUAACAGCAUCGUAUAUGUCGAAAGGAGGUUGUGUAGUUCCCACAUUUCAUCUUUUCAGAAACUGUUCAGAGAGGUUGUGUUUACCUUCCCAAGGCCAGAAAGCAAGGGAAUUGCCCUGUUUCCUCACUUUCCACCAGAGGAGUAUGUGUAAGUAGCAGAGUCCUAACUACUUGCAUAUAUUGUGUGUUUGUGUGUAUGUGUGUGUAUAUAAAAUUGCGUGUGAAAGAGCUGCAUAUUGAUUUUCAUAUGAGAAUGUUUUGUGAUGUAAAUGUAAUACUACAUUAUAGGCAAAUGCCUCCCUGCAUUUGAAGAGCAGGUUUUCAUUUAUAUGUAUUUUUGGGAUAAAAAAAUAAUAAAAUUUGUAAAUACAACCCCA
Molecule: messenger RNA, 2492 nt
Organism: Suricata suricatta (meerkat)
Lineage: Eukaryota; Metazoa; Chordata; Mammalia; Carnivora; Herpestidae
Gene: SNIP1
Product: Smad nuclear interacting protein 1
Exons: 4
Coding region: 78-1274 (398 amino acids)
Biological process (GO): miRNA processing
Cellular component (GO): nucleus
Molecular function (GO): protein binding; mRNA binding
Source: RefSeq, a predicted model, not a curated record